AUGUGCUCGUUGGAAAAGAUCCAGGCGACAUGUCGGGGGUACCUCAUGCGGACGUUAUACAACAAACGGUCUGUACUUACACGACACAACAUAGUGAAUGAAAUAUAUGAAACGGAACUCCAUUUUGUGCUUCACCUCAAUAUGGUCAUUUCACUCUUUAAAGUCCCCGUUGAAGAUUCUGGUGGACGAAUACUUCCAAGACUUGUUGCACAAACGAUUUUCUCAAAUGUGGAACAAGUCAUGUCAGCGGCGUGUGUCAACGCAAAUAAAUUUCAAACGGCUGUGGAUGUGUGGAAAUACGACUCGAAGUUUGGGGGUGUAAUGCUUCAAGUUCUUAACAAUAUGGUACCACUGACUGAAUAUACACUUAGGUGGGACUCUUUAAAAAGAGAGCUUAAAAACGCAUAUAAAAACAAUCUUUUCAAAACCUUUGUGAAGGUCCAAUGCGCACCAGAAACUACUGACAAUUUGUCGUUUGAAGAUCUUCUCAUUACACCAGUUCAAAGACUCAUGAGAUAUAAGAGUCUUCUAUCCGAACUUCUCAAAAAUACACCACCAGAACAUCCAGACUAUAUCGACACGAUGAAAGCAGUCGCA
Entamoeba invadens IP1 is the source of this 597-nucleotide messenger RNA. RefSeq names its product rho guanine nucleotide exchange factor, putative. The transcript has 3 exons. The annotation marks the transcript as partial. The record is from RefSeq and is a predicted model, not a curated record. Gene Ontology annotation, molecular function: guanyl-nucleotide exchange factor activity; protein binding. NCBI's taxonomy places the organism in Eukaryota, Evosea, Mastigamoebida, Endamoebidae.